CGCAAGCGCUGCCGUAAGCGCCCGACGCCGCGUGGCCUCGCCCCGCACCCUAUAAGUUCCGUUGGCCACCACACCAACCGUACAGACUCCCACAGCCCAGCCGCAGCUCCUCCGCCUCCUCCUGCUCCUCGGCCCCCUUCCGUCCAUCCCUCCUGCUGGUGACAAGAUGAAAAUGGCUGGCUCUGUUGUGCUGCUCAUUUCACUCCUAUCGGCUAUUGCUCCCCUACCCUCUGAAGCCCUCAACGUGAGAGGCCAUCUUCUUAAAUCAAAGACGUUCCGUUCUCCGCCCAUCUUACUGGGCCCUGGAUCAGUCUCAAACAAGUACCACCAUGAUGUCGACUUCCCCCGAGGCCACCUUGCAGUCAAGAGCUUUGAUGCAGAGGUCGUCGAUGAGAAUGGCGUCCCUGUCCCGCUCCAUGAGACUUACCUGCAUCACUGGGUUGCAGAACCAUACUAUGCUCUGAAGAACAGUCAGAGCCCCGAUACGCAGAAUCUUCCAAAAGGAAUGCUUAAAAGGAAUGAUGGAGUGUGCAAGACCACACUAGGCCAGUACUUCGGGCUCGGUUCCGAGACUCGCCACACUGCCACAUGGGUUCCUGAUCCUUAUGGAAUUGAGAUUGGCAAUGAAGACAAGGCCCCUGAAGGCUAUGAGGAGAAAUGGUUGCUCAAUAUUCAUGCCAUCGACACAAGGGGCGUGGUCGACAAGCCUAGCUGCACCGAGUGCAAGUGCGACUUUUACAAUGUCACAAUUGAUGAGUAUGGGCGCACAAUCUCAAAGAACUACACUGGUGGGCUAUUUUGCUGCUAUGAUCAGACCCAGUGUCGGGUCAAAGAAGGGUUCAAUGGCGAGGUGCGGAAGUUGUUCUUGCAGUACACCGUGACGUGGCUCGACUGGACUGAUGCGGUGGUGCCUGUCAAGAUUUACAUAUUUGACGUUACGGAUACUGCUAUGCUCGAUGGUACUCCUGAACAUUCUUGCAAGGUUGAGUAUCAAGUCGAGGAAUGCAGCGCAGAAAACCGAGCCAACAAUGAGUGCAUCCAUACUAAGACUGCUAGAGCGGCCUUGCCGCGUGGAGGAGAUAUCGUGUUCAGUGUUGCGCACCAGCACUCCGGAGGAGUUGGUGCUUCUUUGCAUGGCCAGGAUGGACGCCUUCUUUGUGAAUCGCUUCCAACUUACGGCACAGGGAAGGAGGCAGGAAACGAGGCGAACUACAUCGUUGGCAUGUCGACGUGCUACCCUAAGCCAGGAUCCAUCAAGGUCAGUGACGGUGAGGUGCUGACCAUCGUCUCCAACUACAGCAGCGUGCGCCAGCACACCGGCGUCAUGGGCCUGGUCUACAUCCUCGUGGCCGAGCCGCAGGAGCCAGCUCCGGCGCCAUCCCUGUGCUUCAGUUUCCCAGUCCCAUGGUGCCUACCGGCAUGGAUGUCUAGCAACAUGUGAAGAGUAGAUUAUCAUCUACCCCUAGCUAAUGGAGUGCAAUGCAAAUGGUGAGGACUGGAGAAGCUGAAACAAUCGCCGUGGAUCAAUCGUCAUAGUUAUACGAUGGAUGUGUUUUUGUCAUACUAGUAUUACUAGCUAAUAUACAGAAGCAGUCACCAGUCAGUGAGCAAUGUCAUUUCGAUGGACCAUCAGUUUCUGAUGCUUUGUACUCCCUCCGUCCGGAGUUACUUGUCUCGAAAAUGGAUGUAUCUAAAACUAAAAUAGGUCUAGAUAUAUCCAUUUCUGCGACAAGUAAUUCCGAACGGAGGGAGUAAUUAGUUAUUAUCAGUAGUAGCAGUGUAUGAAGCUGAGUUGUAUGAGUUGAUCCCCACCGAAAGAAAAACUUAGUGUCCAUAUUA
This is a messenger RNA of Triticum dicoccoides, 1839 nucleotides long. RefSeq lists its product as uncharacterized. The record is from RefSeq and is a predicted model, not a curated record. The transcript is spliced from 5 exons. NCBI's taxonomy places the organism in Eukaryota, Viridiplantae, Streptophyta, Magnoliopsida, Poales, Poaceae. Bases 167 to 1441 code for a protein of 424 amino acids.